Messenger RNA from Hermetia illucens (black soldier fly), 1032 nucleotides. RefSeq lists its product as uncharacterized. Lineage: Eukaryota; Metazoa; Arthropoda; Insecta; Diptera; Stratiomyidae. Gene Ontology annotation, cellular component: extracellular matrix. Bases 150 to 980 code for a protein of 276 amino acids. The record is from RefSeq and is a predicted model, not a curated record. The transcript has 2 exons.
UCUCUGAUUACCAUGCCCAAAACAUUUGGACUUGAAGGUAUAAAAAGCUUUUGAUCGGAAGAAAGGUGUAUCACUUCAUUUUAGUCCUCUUUCCACUUUCGGUUUUUCACAAAGGUGUGCAGUUGCAUUUCCGAAAUAAUCAAGAAGCUAUGGCAUAUAAACUUUUUUACAUCUUUGUGUUAUUUGUGGGCUGCAAUGCUGCUGUUCUAUCAUCUCUGCAAUCGAGUUUACCGACAAUCUAUGCACCUAGUCAUGGGAGCUUGGAGCGCUAUUCACCUGCCAUCUACGAUUUCGCUUAUUCAGUACACGAUAGUCAGACUGGAGACAUAAAAAGCCAACAAGAAAGCAGGAGAGGCGAUGUUGUACAAGGUCAAUAUUCCUUAGUUGAUCCGGAUGGUCUAACGAGGAUUGUCGACUAUCAUGCUGACGAUCAAACUGGCUUUAAUGCUCAUGUAAGGAGGGAGCCUGGAAAUAGUCAACUUUUAGCUGUUAAACCGGCAGCUGCAGCAAUAACGACCAUUUCAAGUGCACAACCAGCUGCACAGAAACCGGUUCAGUUAUUGCAAGCGCAGAAACCUUUGCUUGGUCUUCAAUUUAUAAAACCAGGUCUAGCUUCAUUGUCCCAACCUAUUGGUGCUCUUCAGACUAUAAACCAGCAGAGUUCUAGUUUGGGAGUUCCGCUUGCCUUAGCACCACAGACAACUUCGAUUUCCCUAGGACAUCAGAGUCUUCCUCUUGCUUUGGCUCACCAAACAACGAGUCCCAUUGCUCUGACUCAAUCUUUCGCGCCUUUGGCGGCUCUACAGCCCGCUGCUCAAUUAACACACAAUGGUUUAUUCGCUCAACACGGAGCUUCUUUAGCUUACAAUCAGGCUUUAGCUGCUCCCUACGCCAUAGCACACACUGCACCCAUCGCUUAUCAGGCGGCCGCACCUUUAUCACAUCUGUUAGCUCCAGCCGCUCUAGCGAUUCAUCACUAAUACGUUUGUCAAUAAUAAAUUGUAUUCGUAAUAAAAACUUUUGUACACAAUA